AUGCGUUCCCUCCUCUCCGCCCUCCCCGCCCUCCCCGCUCUCAGGAGGCCACUGGCGCGCAGCCUCGCAACUGCCGCCGAGCCCGUCUCCUCUUCUGCUUCCUCGGACGCUGCCGAACCAUCAGCCCCAUGGACGCCCUUCACCCAGCGCACCGGCGUGAUCGCGCGUAAGCGCGGUAUGACUUCGUUGUGGGACAAGAAUGGCAAGCGCUGGCCGGUGACUGUCCUGCAGCUCGACAACUGCGAGGUUGUUCGGGUCACCCCGCCGCCCGAGAACGAUCCCAAGCAGCUGCACAGCCUGCAGCUCGGGUCGACCGACCGGCGCGAGAAGAACAUCAACAAUGCUAUGAAGGGCUACUUCCGCGCACAUGGCGUUAACCCCAAGCGCAAGCUCCAAGAGUUCCGCGUUAGCAAGGAGGCUGUGCUUCCUGUUGGGACCCAGCUCGGCGCGUCGCACUUUGUGCCCGGGCAGUAUGUGGACGUCACGGCUACCAGCAUCGGCAAGGGCUUCCAGGGCGCCAUGAAGCGUCACGGAUACCACGGUCUCAAGGCCUCGCACGGUGUGUCCGUCACCCACCGUUCCGCUGGUUCGACUGGUUCCAACCAGGACCCAGGCCGUGUCCUCCCCGGCAAGAAGAUGGCUGGGCACAUGGGCAACGUCAAGCGCACGACCCAGAACCUGCUAGUCCACCGCGUCGACCUGGCGCUCAACCUGGUCUUUGUUCGCGGUGCCGUUCCAGGUGUUGACGAUGCGUUUGUUUCCGUCCGCGACGCAAAGAAGAUGGUCGCGUACAAGGCCCAGAAUAACCUCAUGGCCGGUAAGCCGGCCGAGGAGUGGCUUCCCGAGGGCGUCAAGGCUCUCCCAGUGCCGGCCGGUACGGUUGAGAGGCAGACGAGCGAGGGGUGGCCCGAGAUCAUCCAGUGGCAGGGCAAGGCGUAA
Messenger RNA from Cutaneotrichosporon cavernicola, 939 nucleotides. RefSeq lists its product as uncharacterized. NCBI's taxonomy places the organism in Eukaryota, Fungi, Basidiomycota, Tremellomycetes, Trichosporonales, Trichosporonaceae. The transcript is spliced from 3 exons. Gene Ontology annotation, molecular function: structural constituent of ribosome. Gene Ontology annotation, cellular component: ribosome; mitochondrial large ribosomal subunit. Gene Ontology annotation, biological process: translation. The coding region runs from base 1 to 939 and encodes 312 amino acids. The record is from RefSeq and is a predicted model, not a curated record.